Messenger RNA from Cryptosporidium ubiquitum, 1251 nucleotides. RefSeq names its product nucleotide sugar transporter. The record is from RefSeq and is a predicted model, not a curated record. Lineage: Eukaryota; Apicomplexa; Conoidasida; Eucoccidiorida; Cryptosporidiidae. Gene Ontology annotation, cellular component: Golgi apparatus. Gene Ontology annotation, molecular function: antiporter activity. The coding region runs from base 1 to 1251 and encodes 416 amino acids. The transcript has a single exon.
AUGGAAGAAGGCGAGAAAAACAAAGUAUUCCAUUUCAAUAAGACAUUAUCAUUGGUACUAUAUGGUUUCGUAUCAGUAACUUUGGUUUUUUUGAAUAAAAAAAUAUUUAUUAGCAGCUUUAGUUAUCCACUGUUUACAACAUGGAUACAACAAGUAUGUGGAGUAUUCUGUUAUUUAAUAGCAUAUACAAUAUUGAAAAAUAUAUUUGGGAAAGAUAAUAUAAUUUCAAAGCCAUCAAUUCAACAUGAAAAGAUCAAAUGCUGUCUUCCAAUGUCUUUGGCAUGCACUUCAUUUAUACUUCUUUCAAAUUUGUGCUUAAAGUAUGUCCCAAUGUCAUCAUAUGCAAUCACAAGGUCUUUGACUUUAUUCUUUAAUAUAAUAUUUUCAAUAUUAAUGCUUAAGCAGCAAAUUUCAGGUAUAUGUAUUUUUGGAUGUGGAAUUGUCAUUAUGGGAUUUAUUGUUGGCUCAUUUGAUUCAUCAUCUUUAGGUUUAUAUGGAAUAUUUGCUGGAGCUAUUUCUUCUUUUUUUCAAUCAAUAUAUACUGUUCAAAUCAAAAGUGUAUCAAAAAAAAUAAAUGAUGAAUUCCAAGUUUACUGGUACAAUGUUCUUAUUACUUCAUUUUUGGCAAUUAUUCCAGUUUUCAUUUUUGGAGAACAUGAAGCAUUUAUUGAGUUAUCUAAUUUGGAUUUUAGAGAAUUUAUCAUGAAAUUUGGGCCUAUUUUAAUUAGUGGUAUUUUGAACUUUUUCCUUGGGGUUAUUAUAAUAUGGUGUAUUCACGUUACAUCUCCCAUAGCUUAUAAUCUGACUGGUUACAUAAAAUCUGGCAUUCAAACUUUGAUUGGAAUUAUAUUAAAUAACGAAGAGCUUAAAUAUUCAACUAUUUUUGGAUUAACUAUGACUAUUGGUGGAUCUGCGAUAUAUUCUUUUGGGAAUUUGAUCAAAUUCACUCCAGAUAAGAAUAUUCAUUUGAAUGAAUGUGAUAAUACUCCUGAAGAGGCAAUUCAUUAUAAAAACAAUUAUGACCAUAAUUCUAUAGCAUCAGGAACAUCUUUUGAAUAUGAUAGUAACAAACAACUUAAAAUGAUUGAUUCUUUUUAUGGAGUUGAAAGUAAGAAUCCUGAGGCCAAUUGCGAUCAAUUCAUUAAGAAUAGCAAAUACAGAAAAAUAUCUCAAAUUGAAUCAUUGGAUGAGAAUCUGAUAAGUUUCUGUAAACCCAACGAAAAAACUCAAGAGAUCUAUUCAUCUAGCUGA